ACCACCAUCUCUGCACAGUGUUUGUUCAUCCACCGCCGUCCUUCCAGUCCUUUUCGUACUCAAAAAAAUGCGUCCUUUGACUCACGAGGAAACCAAGACCUUCUUUGAGAAGCUCGCCCAGUAUAUCGGAAAAAAUAUCACCCACUUAAUUGACCGUCCCGAUGAUCCUCAUUGCUUCCGGUUACAGAAAGACCGUGUGUAUUAUGUCAGUGAAAAAAUUAUGAAACUCGCGACCACCGUUGCUCGUCAGAGCUUGAUGUCGUUGGGUGUCUGCUUUGGAAAGUUUACGAAGACCGGCAAGUUCCGUCUUCACAUCACGUCGUUGGACUACAUCGCCCAGUACGCUCGUUACAAAAUUUGGGUUAAGCCCAACGGUGAAAUGCCUUUCCUCUACGGAAACAACAUUGUCAAAGCACACGUUGGUCGUAUUACCGAUGAUACUCCUCAACAUCAAGGUGUAGUCAUUUACUCGAUGAAUGACACUCCCUUGGGAUUCGGUGUCACAGCUCGUUCUACAGUGGAAUUGAGACGUUUAGAGCCUACCGCCAUUGUCGCUUUCCACCAGGCCGAUGUGGGCGAGUAUCUUCGUGACGAGGACACGCUGUUUUAAGAACAGAACAAAAAAGGACCAAGAGUGCGUUGAGUACUUGUGCUAUAGGGAAACAUGUUUUUUUUUGGGUUAA
Molecule: messenger RNA, 683 nt
Organism: Schizosaccharomyces japonicus yFS275
Lineage: Eukaryota; Fungi; Ascomycota; Schizosaccharomycetes; Schizosaccharomycetales; Schizosaccharomycetaceae
Product: ribosome biogenesis protein NIP7
Exons: 3
Coding region: 68-610 (180 amino acids)
Biological process (GO): assembly of large subunit precursor of preribosome; maturation of LSU-rRNA from tricistronic rRNA transcript (SSU-rRNA, 5.8S rRNA, LSU-rRNA); ribosomal large subunit biogenesis
Cellular component (GO): nucleolus; preribosome, large subunit precursor; preribosome
Molecular function (GO): RNA binding
Source: RefSeq, a predicted model, not a curated record